AUGACCAAGCGGCCAGCAUCGAGCCUGGAGACGGGCGAGAGUCUUGGUGGUGCAGAGGCGCCGAGCAAACGAAAAUGUUCGACAGAGAGCGCAGGUUGGGAAUCAGCAACGCCUGCGGGUGAAGUCUCUACAGCUCUAGACCGCGCAGCUUCCGGGCUAGCUCUUCCGUCGCUGGUCGCCGUCACGCCGUGGAUUUCGUCUGAGAUAUCUUCCGACCUGCCGCCUCUGCCCAAGAUACUGGAUCCCGAGCUUGAAGAGGUUGCCUUUACUCACCCUGGACUUGGUCUCGUGCAAAACUACGAGCGCUUGGAAUGGCUUGGCGAUGCGUAUCUGGAGCUUAUUGCCUCGAGCCUGAUCUACCAGACCUUUGGGCGAACUCCAUCCGGGCGUUGCUCUCAGCUGCGGGAGCUCUUGAUUCGCAACACCACUCUAGCCCAGUAUUUUCGGCAGUAUGACAUGCACCUGCGAGCUAAACUCCCUUCCGACCUGGUCAAAUCUGGAGAGCUGGGAAGGGGGCGAUCGAGUGACAAGGACCAGCUCAAGACACAGGGGGACAUGUUCGAGGCGUACGUCGCUGCGGUCAUCGUCUCGGACCCCCAAAACGGUCUGGCCAAUGUCGUCUGCUGGCUAAAGACGCUCUGGGGUCAUACCAUCAGGCACAAAAUUGUCGAGAACGAAAAGUUGCUCUCAGGCUUGCCGCCGUCCAAUGUCAAAGCAGCCUACCUCGCGCCAGGCGCUAGGGAUCUCAAUGCCAAGGACAGGCUGAGGGCCAUUGUUGGGGCCAAAGGCGUCUCCAUCCGCUACGAAGACAUUCCUGGAAACAGCAAACACAAGGAUUUCGGCAUGCCGCUCUUUACCGUUGGCGUCUACCUCGAUGGAUGGGGCGAGAAGAACAAGUUGCUCGGCACAGGCACGGCCAUGCAGAAAAAGGAGGCGGGGCACAAGGCCGCGACCAUGGCGCUGGAGAAUAAGAAGCUGAUGAAGUUGUACGGGGCGAAGAAGGAGGCGUUCCAGGAGGCGCUUCAGGAGGCUGCGAGGACAGCCGAGUCGGUGGACGAGCAGGGGCCUGCCAGCUGA
Molecule: messenger RNA, 1077 nt
Organism: Hirsutella rhossiliensis
Lineage: Eukaryota; Fungi; Ascomycota; Sordariomycetes; Hypocreales; Ophiocordycipitaceae
Product: ribonuclease III domain-containing protein
Exons: 1
Coding region: 1-1077 (358 amino acids)
Biological process (GO): regulation of gene expression; primary miRNA processing; rRNA processing
Cellular component (GO): nucleus
Molecular function (GO): double-stranded RNA binding; ribonuclease III activity
Source: RefSeq, a predicted model, not a curated record